Messenger RNA from Alnus glutinosa, 1135 nucleotides. RefSeq names its product zinc finger protein ZAT10-like. The record is from RefSeq and is a predicted model, not a curated record. Lineage: Eukaryota; Viridiplantae; Streptophyta; Magnoliopsida; Fagales; Betulaceae. Gene Ontology annotation, molecular function: DNA-binding transcription factor activity. Gene Ontology annotation, biological process: response to stress. Bases 284 to 982 code for a protein of 232 amino acids. The transcript has a single exon.
UACCAUAUCGUUUUGACUUGGAAGAAGUCCGCUCGAAGCUCAGUCGCCACCCCACCACGACUCCCACUCUCCCUUUCCCCUUUCUCUCUCUCUUAUUAUAGUUGACCGACUUCACUGCCCCACCAAACCCCAAUACCCACUCUCACCCUUAUAUAAACACAACACCCAUCUCUUCUUCUGCACAAUUCACACACACUGUUUCUUUCUUUCUUCCUUCCUUUAUACAGAAACUCAGAACUCUUCUCUCUUGUUCUCCAAGAAACCCCCAUUGAAGAAGAAGAAGAUGGCCUUGGAAGCUCUGAAUUCUCCCACCGCCGCCACCCCUUUCAACUAUGAAGACGAAAUCGACCGCAAGUACACCGAGCCGUGGGCUAAGAGGAAGCGCUCCAAACGACCCCGCGUCGAGAACCCAUCCACCGAGGAAGAGUACCUUGCCCUGUGUCUCAUCAUGCUUGCCCGCAGCGGCUCUGAAACCGCAUCUCAAUCGUCGACACAGCCACCGACCUUGAAGCUCUCGUACAAGUGCACGGUCUGCAACAAAGCCUUCCCUUCCUACCAAGCACUCGGCGGCCACAAGGCCAGCCACCGCAAGUCCUCCUCCGAGAACGCAGCCACCGCCACCGCCACCGCCGCCACCGACAACAGCAACAACCCAUCUACUUCGUCCGGCGCCGCAAGCGGCAGGACCCACGAGUGCACCAUCUGCCACAAGACGUUCCCGACCGGCCAGGCCUUGGGGGGUCACAAGCGCUGCCACUACGACGGUGGGAAUAGCAAUACCAACAGCAGCGUGACCUUCUCGGAGGGUGGUGGCUCGAGCCACAGCCAGAGCCACCGUGGGUUCGACCUGAACCUGCCGGCCUUGCCGGAGUUCUUGUCGGACAAGAAAAUUCAUCGGCUUUCGGUAGUGGAGCAAGAGGUGGAGUCUCCUCUGCCAACAAAGAAGCCCCGUUUGUUCUUGAUGGAUUCUUCGCAAGAGUGAUUUCUAGAUGACCAGCUGAAUCACAAAGCUUUCAAUUAAUUUUUUUUUUUUUUUUUUCUUUCUUUACAAUAGCCAUGAUUGUUUUCGUUUUAGGCUUAAUUUGUUUUGAUGAAUAUUGUUUAUGUACAGUGAAUUUGUUCAUUGUUUGUGGAA